AUGCGGUGGCUCGGCGAUGCCUUCCCGACAGGCUCCAGUCCCUUCCUGUCUGGUUAUCCAGGCCCCUCCCCCCUGACCUCUGAACCUGCGUACAGAUCGGCCAAUCCCAGCAGCCUGCAGAUGGCUCAGCUCUGGGCAUCACACGCUCAUGAAGGCUACCCCCCGCUGCCCAGCAGCCUGUACUCCAGCCCCUACCUGUCCCUGGGGCACCUUGAACCUCCCUCGCUGUCCCAGAACCCUCUCUACGACUCACAUAAAGAGAGUUUCUACCUGCCAGCCUCCUUGAGCCAGUCUCCUCUCCAUCCUCCGGCUGCGCCCCCGUCCGCCCUGUCCAACUCCACGCCCCCUCAGAGGACGUCCCGGGACUGCGGUAGGGACCGGCUCUACCGGGCGGAGAGGGAGAGAGAGAGGGACAGGGAGCGCGAGCGGUCAAGAGAGGAGCAGCGACCUCACAGUGUGGUGGACCUGACGCAAGAUGGGCGGAGCGAGGAGGAGCGCCGGGCGAGGAGCGGUGACCGGGAGCGUGAGAAAGAAAGGGACCGGGACACGGAGAGAGACAGAGAUGGUUGGUCUUUUCAUUCUCACCUCCACCAGCAGAAAUCACACUCUCAUCCCUCCACAGUGGAGGCCAGAUCCAGGCCUUCUCCUCUACAGCCCUCCUUCCCUUCAGCUGGGGGUGGGGGCAGGUUCCAUGUACCAGAAACGGACAGGAGGAGUCGGGAUGAAGAGGGCGGCUCUCGACCCCAUCACAACCAUAACUCAAACUCUCAAUCCGACAGACUGAGACGGAGCGAUUCUGUGGCCACUUCAGCUGCGAACCUCCAAAUCUCCUACGCCCUUCCCCCUGUGCUUGCUGGUCUGCCUCACCCCUCCACGCCCAGAGACCCUAACAGAGAACAGCGAGUCACCGCACCGACAUAUGUGCCUUCUGUGGAGGUUUACGACGAGCGGGCCGGGCCUAUCCAGAUCGCCUCACAGGCCCGCGACAAACACAGAGAGCGUGAGCGGGAGAGAGAAAGGGAGCGUGAGCGGGAGAGAGAAAGGGAGCGUGAGCGGGAGAGAGACAGGGAGCGUGAACGGGAGAGAGACAGAGAGCGUGAACGGGAGAGCUACAGGUUUCCUGAGAGGAGCCUGAUGGAUCAUCCUCGACUCUCCCAGUCCGGCGAUUCAAACAAUCAAAGAGAGGAAGGUUCAGUCAUUUGUUCCAAUGGUUCCAUUGGUAAACGAGGCCAGGACACAUCGUACUCCUCCAGUCAAUCAAGGUUCAGCCCAGAAACCAGGGACACCUCCAAAAACUCAAUCCGAUUGAGUAUAGAGCGUGCAGGGGCGGAGCCUAAGUGGAAUAACAUCAGCCCAUUGGCUAAUUAUGCCACGACUCACAUGGCUGCUCUGGCAGCUCAACACGGACACACACUCUCCUCCCCCCACAGCCAACCAACACAAACAAAUGUCAAACAAAUGUCCCCACACACAAGUCACCGUCCCAACAACAACCCACACCCCCACAGCCAUUCUCCCCAGACUCACACCUCCCAACAUGGACAUGGGCGUUCAGGUGAGGAGGGGAGUCAGAGACGCUACCUGGACCCAUCAGCUCUCUACCGACCCGGGGGGUCACUGGUAGGAGGGUCCAGUGGGGGCGAGCGAGUUGUGGGGGCCGAAUCAGACCCCCCGGAGGUUUCAGCCAUGCAGAGUCUGAUCAAAUACAGUGGAAACUUUGCUGCUGAAGGUCCUGGGUCAUCCAGGCUUGCCGCGGAUGGCCGAGGGCCGUUUGGGGGUCUGGGUAACAUUGGCAUGGAUGGUGAAAGAGAGAGGGACCGGGAAAAAGAGCGAGACCGGGAAAGAGAAAGAGAGAGGGAAAGGGUAUUGGUCGGAUCUGGGGGUUCAGGGGCGUUGAGGGUUCCCCCCCAGCUGAAGAGGGAGCAGGAGCGGCCGGACAGCGCUCGCUCUUUUGGCCGGGAAGGGGAGGGCGAGGUGCGGCACCCUCCGGUUGGCAUCGCUGUCGCUGUGGCCCGACAGAGGGACAGUGGGAGCAGCAGUAAACCAACCAGUGGACCCUCAGACACACAGAGACCCCACCUGCAAACAGCUAUUAAAG
Messenger RNA from Paralichthys olivaceus (Japanese flounder), 2098 nucleotides. Lineage: Eukaryota; Metazoa; Chordata; Actinopteri; Pleuronectiformes; Paralichthyidae. The record is from RefSeq and is a predicted model, not a curated record.